Messenger RNA from Ruditapes philippinarum (Manila clam), 678 nucleotides. RefSeq lists its product as uncharacterized. The record is from RefSeq and is a predicted model, not a curated record. Lineage: Eukaryota; Metazoa; Mollusca; Bivalvia; Venerida; Veneridae. The transcript has 4 exons. Bases 140 to 637 code for a protein of 165 amino acids.
UGGCAAAAAAAAUACUGCAGCUGUCAAAUAGUGAAAAUGGUAUAAAUCUAGAGAAAUUCUUAGCAAAUAUAAAUAAAAUCCCUAUAAUUGUUAAGAGUUACAGGAAUUUGUACCAGUGUUGAAGAGGAUACUCAAGAAAAUGGCAGCUUCAUACGGUUUUCUUUCAAAUCCAGCAAAGUUGACAAAAGAGUGGCAACCUAAGCUGCAUGAGUGGAGUGUUUACCAUUCAAGUCAUCCAGAUGUUGCAAGGGAUGGUUGGCGAAAAUGGAGUGGAGAAAGACCAGACUGGUAUGCAUGGAAAUCAUCAUCCAAAAAUCCAGACUGGUACAGACGUAAUGUGAACACAAUAAGGAGAGCGGAUUACAAGAAUAUCAACUGGGUAUAUGAACAACCUUCAAAACCUACAAGCCGUGUUCACGAUGAUUUUAUCUCUGUUACAAACGAGGUUAUGCAGAAGGACAUGUUAAAACCUUUACCACCAAAUAGAUAUUAUGCAGGUGGAAUGACACACCCAAAACCCGACCCCAUUCCCAAAGAAGUGCCAGUACCUAAAUGGGGUCUUUACAACCCGCCCCAUUAUGAAGAGCCAAUCAGAUACAACCAUUUCCCACCAAUAAAAUACAACGGUUAUAAAUAGAUUUUUAAAUAGAUGGAAAUAUAUUGAAUAUUAGAUAUUCA